UUUCCUUUUCAAAAUUCUUUUCUCAACUAAAUUUUUUAUCGUAAAAAAUAACUAACAAAACUUUUGUCAAUAAAUUGGUUAACUAACUACAAAUGCUUACUAAAACGUUAUGAAUUAAAAAACAACCAAAAAAAAAUUUAACAAUCUCGUAAUCAUCACGUAACCACACCACGUAACUACAGCCGCCCGGCGUUUUGUAGAAGAGAUGUUGUGGUCGCAUCACCCACCACAAGAUAGGCGGUGACACACACGGCCACGCUCCUCACAAUCAUGCGUCAAUUCUUAAAAGGCAAAUAAUGUCAGAACACAAAUGUCAAAUGAGCGCACAGCACAAUUGCACAGAAUUCACCAUUCGUAAACGUAAGAAGUUCAUCUCACUGUACGUAAGAACUUAUGUAAAUAAACACAAAAACAAAAAAUGGCUUAAAUAAAAGCCAUAACUGUUGUAAACGUAAACGCGCAGGCAAACGUAAAUCGUAAACGUAACUGUAAUGUAGCCGCUGCCCGCUGCUUUGGUAAGUACCCAAGUGCUAUAUACACCUACUACUUACUGUACAGCAUUUAAGCUGCCAAUCGUCGCUUAAGCAUCGUCAAAGUGAUCGAAGAAUGUACUCGUUAAAAAGUUCAUACGAAUCGUUCAUCGUUAAAGCAUCGAAUAGCUUACUUAGAGCUCUUUUGAAGAGAAUAGCAGAAUUACAAUUUUUUGUUUUUAAUUUCAGAGCAGAAUUUUAACAUAUGGAUUAAAAAAAAAAACAAACUAAAUCUGAUUUCCUGCUAGGAAUGGCAACGCUACGAAUAUGAAUUUCUUUAUAACCACUAUUUUAUUAAGUUCUUCUUUUAAUUUUUUGCUUAAUAGGUACAUAUUGUAUUUGCAUUGCGAAAUAAGUAUAUUUUUUCUACUUCGUAAUCCACAGAUACCACCAAAUACACGCGUACGAUUGUAGAUUAAAUCAAAAAUACUAUGCGGUCAAUUUUAAUGCCUUUGCCGAGUGAAACUCCCAAAAUGUGUCUGAAUGUAUAAAAUAUUAAAAAAAAAAAAAAACGCCACAUGAAACACUAUAUCGACCAAAACACCAAUCACAACACGUUACUACAACAAAACAACGUUUUCGGGACGCACUCGAAUCAUGCUUAAAAAGCGCUUAAUUCUCAUGCCAAGUACUUACCACCACUCUGGUUGCUCGUGUCUCUCGAAUUGGCCGCUUCUUCUCCUUAUAUUUUCACUCACUUAUCGUUUGUUUGUUAAUACAUGGGGUCGAGGUCCUCGCCACGGAUCGUUAACCGGUCAGCAUCCCACCAUUAUAGACUAUCGGACGGGAUACAUAAGGUCCCAUCUUCGGUCACCAUCUGGCCGUGUGAGAUGACUGACAUGUCGCCUACUGGAUUUCUACUCAAUAAUCAGCAUCAACAUCAACAUCAAACACAUCAACAAUACGGCGGCUAUUCCACAUCGUCGGGACUGCACUCGAGCAGUCAUAGUCACAGCAGCAGUUCAACGACACGUGCACCACCAAUUGGUAGUGGUGGCGGUGGUGUCGGCGGUCGUUUGUUUCCCUACUUUGGUGGUGAACACGAGCGUGAGCGUAAAAAAUCCGAAACGUCGUUUUUCAAUUUGGGCUUUCGGCGUAAAUCGACAGUAGUUUAUUAUGCUUCCACUGAUUAGAGGAGGAUUAGCUGCAUAAGAGUGUGACGCACUGCGGUUAGGAGAGCAAGUGAAUGAUUCGAAUUUCAGACUGUAGCGAGUGGUGCGAGAGAGCAAGGAAUUAGUAGUUUUUCGUGGAAAUUAGUAGGUACUUGAUGUUCGAUGAAUGUUGAUAAUUGUGCAAGGAAACGAAAA
Molecule: messenger RNA, 1837 nt
Organism: Rhagoletis zephyria (snowberry fruit fly)
Lineage: Eukaryota; Metazoa; Arthropoda; Insecta; Diptera; Tephritidae
Source: RefSeq, a predicted model, not a curated record